AUGGUAGAACGAACGUGGACUCUACCAACUACAAACAACAAUGUAGCUUCAGCACAGCCAGGUAUACUACAAUGCAUAAUUGUGUAGUGUGACCUCUAUGGUGUGACGUAACUUAGAUGUUAGUAAUUUGCUUCCCUAAGUGCUCCAAGGUUUCAGUAUUUACUGUUAACGUAAAGUUCUAUUUUUUUUGUGAAGCUCAAACCGCGAAGACAAAAUCUCCUGACAGAGAGGAAAGGAAGAGUCUUAGAAAGGUGAUUUAAUGUGUGAUUCAUUGCUGCAAAAUCCCAGAAAAAUCUUAGCGAUUAACUAAAAAAGAUAAAAAUAGAAUCACAACAUGCAUGGUUUUCCUUUUUAUAAUUUAUUGUGAGUUCCCUUUUCAUGCCACUUUUACUGACGUUUGUAAUUCUUAUCCAUUACAGAAACCAAGUUUAAAAAGACCUACCACUGUUGUUGUGAGUAAAAAGACGAUAUAAAAAUGUUUUUGUUCUGUAUCCUUAAAUGGCGUUUACACUACAACGCAAGCAUAAGAGUAAGCAUCAAAUAAGCAAGCGAGAUGCUUUGAUAUCUUUAUGCUUCUGUUAUUCUAACUGUGUCCUCACUACAGUACAACGCAAGAUUCUCGCAUGACUUAGAAAGAAUCCAUCAAAGACAUUUAAACAAGUGAAUUUUCUGUCAUUUAUAAAUAUUUCAUGUUUCAAAUAAUCCAUUUCUAAGACUGGCUUUUACUACGAUGCAAGCAUAAACGUUUAAAGCAUAAUAAUAUCAAAACGUUGCGUUCUUUCUUAUGCUCAUGUCGGUGCGUAUACUUAUGGUGUUUCAUUGGCAAAAUAUUACCGCCGAAAAUUGCGAAUUUCCCACCCCACAUGAAUAAAGUUAAAUUAGUUUGUACUGAAAAACCUCAUUUUGGGAAUUAUUCUGUGAAUACUUUAGAGAAACUUCAUGACAUUUCCGAAUGCAGAUUCCAGACAUGGACAGACGUUGUUUAAUCCUGGGCAGUACAGUUACUGCGAUCAUUUCUGGGUAAGUGAUAGGACUUGACAUUAUUAAUACAGAUACCGUUCACCUUUGCUACUGGGCUUUGUUUCCUGAUAUGUAAUUUUCAGAUUGUAAUUUCACCUAAAUAAAUCACACUUGAGACCAAUAAGGAAUUUCUCUUACUGAACAACUAAAGAGAAUAGUUUAAAUGUGUUAAAGUGCAACUGAAAAAUUGCAAAAAUAAAUUUUGCUUGCAUUUUCUUUCUCAUUAGGAUGACAAGGAGGACCUGACCGGCUUAGAUAUUCUUAUUGGUAGAUAUACAUUUGGUAGAGCGGUUUGCAAGGAAAUGGCAGAUUUUGUUAGGGAAAGGUAAAUAUAUGUGCCUAAUUCUUCCAACCCUUUCUCAGUAGCCUCUCUUCCAUUCGAUCAGUUUCAUCGCUGACCAUUUGCCCCCUCACCAAAGCAUGCAGUGUCAGUGAGCAGUCAGUUUUGUGGAUCGGCACGUGAUACGUUUUUGACCAAUCAGCAGUAGCGUUUGGUUGAGACUCCUUCAACAGAUCAAGUUGAGUCUAUCUCUGUCAUCUUUACUCCUUUGUCAACUUAAAAAACAAUUUCAUACCAAGCUGAUGCUGAUUUUCUUACUUCAAGAGCAAUAAUUGAAGACGUUUAUGCCAAAAGUUUAGCGAAACUGGCCGCCUCUAUUUACGGAGAUCAGGAAGAAGGGUAGGAAAUAUUCAUUAAUUUUUGCACCUUUCUGCCACAACGCAAAACGCAAAUUACAUAAAAAUGCCAUAAAUCAUGAAACCUCCAGGCCUGAAAAUCCAGCUCAGUAUGAUACUGUAUAUUUGUUGUUCUUUUUAGGACGCUUGGCAGAGCGUGGAAACAUCUUAAGACGAAACUGCAAGAGGAAGCAAGCGCUCACCAAGCCUUCGCAGUAAAGGUAACACAUACGAGACGUCGUUAUGAGCGACAAAGCUUCAUUCCGAUCCGUAUACCCGGAUUGUCAUCGCUACUAAUAGCUACGUGGGGGUUCCUUACUUGCAUCCGGGAACUAAGCUGAAUGGACCUAUUCCCUAAUGAACAAAAUUUUGAUCUAGACAAGUCCAGACAAAAAUUUCAUCACAGCUUGAAAAGCAUUACAAAAUUAGUAAUGAAAAAAGGUAUCAAUUUCCCGUGCGUAAUAAAAAAUAACUGAAAAAACGGCAAACUUCGCAAGGCUAUAUUAUCUGCAUUUUACAACAUUUCGCAACGCAACUUCGGAAUAUUACUAAUUUUGUCAUGUUCUUUCAAGUUGUGAUGAAAUUUUUGUCUAGACUUGUCUAGAUCAAAAUUUUGUUCAUUAGGGAAUAGGUCCAUUACGUAUAAUAGGACGCAUCUCAAUCUGGCAGCCAUCCUAUGACUCAUGUCUGAUCACGGAGCACAGCUACGGUGGAAUGGUCAGUUAGGGAGAUAAUCCCAACCGUAUCAACAUUCCCUGUAGGAGGAAACCGGAGUACCAGCUGGAGGAGAAAACCAACGAUUCCUUUCGGCAGAGCGUUGACUGACUCUUUUCACGUGAAUAUCACGAGACCGUAGCGACGCACGAUGGUGAAAGUCGCCUGCUUUGACGAUUGCACCACCGAAGAAGUAUUUGCUAAUAAAAGUUUGGAGUUUAGUCCAUCCCUUGUAAAGUACUAUACGGUAGUGAAUAUACUGUAUAUAUUUUGUUUUCGCAAUUCAAUGUGAUUCUAUUUUUUGACAUUGUAGUUGGUUAAUAAGGUGCAAAAACCAAUCCAAACAAAGGUCGCGGAAGAACAAAAAGCGGACAAAAAGAUGGUAAGAUGAAAAACUAAUAGAUUCAUUGGGAUCAACAUUGUUUGGGAAUCAUUUUCGUGGGCAGAGUAAAAAAAGGUACUGCGCUCCUGCAUCAUCGAACCUCCAAUCCUCUGAUAAAAAAGAGCACACAAUGCAGGCCUCUGAAUUCAGGUCGGCAAUCGGCAAUUACUGUUUUGCAUAUGCAAAUACAAAUGCAAAUGCAAAUACAAAUGGAAUUAUUACAAUACCGACACAUUUUGUUGAAAAUUUGAAAUUGCCGACUGUGCCGACCUGUUUUAGUUUUCGGUCAGCAAAUUUUUGCCGUCCUGAUUUUUCGCUAAUUCAGAGGCCUGGCAAUAAUGGGUACAUACUGUACUAACGCCCAUCUAGGCUAGAAGCAAAAUUUCUUCCUGACACCACUAUAACUAUCAUUGGCGGUGCCCUGUCAUAUCGAGGUUCCGUGGGUAAGUUGUCCCUCUGCCCUUGCGGUGGCGCUGAGUAUUCGGCAAAGCGUUCUAUGAAAUUUUUGCACGUCGAAACAAUAGAAGAUUUGUCCCAAUAUAUAAUAAGACCCUGAGUUAACGCACAUCGUAGUAAAGGUUGUUAAAAGCUAAAGAGAUUCAGGUGUAAUCAGGUUGUUUUUGUCUUUGGUUGUUUAGCAUGAUCAAUUCAAAGAUUUGCUUCACGAAGAUAGGAAGGCUGUCUCUUCAUCGUUUGCUUUGGUUGAAAAGGUUUGGACAUGAACAUAAAGUUCUCGAGUAACGAGUACAAUAUGGAAAGCGACUCUAUAUACUUUUGUGUGCGAGUUCACUCAUUUGCAUCCACCAGAAAUACAAAAUCGACGACAAAAUUGCUAGUGCAUGUGAACCAGGCUUAAGUGUCAACAUUCCUGAAGUUGACUACCAAUCCUGUAUAACUUUGAACGUUGCAAUUUUUGCAAUGGAUGAUUCCAGCUAUAGACGAAAUUUUGAUCUAGACAAGAAGAACGAAAUCCAUUACCAGAGCUGGAUGAAAUACAAUGUAUAGUGGUCUAUACAUCCUAUUUCCUGUGAGAUUAAAUCUAUAACCCCCCCCCCCAAAAAAAAACCCCCACAAAAACAAACAACUAAACAACCCCCACCACCCCCCCAAAAAAAUAAUACCGACAGACUACCCGAUAAAACCCUCUAGAAUAUCAUGGGUGGGUGGGUGGGGAAAAAGUAACGAGGCGCUAAACUUGCUGCAACUAGGCAAAGCAUACAAUGGCAGAAUGAAUACCCAGACCAAAGCAAUGAUCACAAGGCGCGAAACAAUCCCCUUUGAUCGAUAUGACGUCACGGACUCCCAUCAGCGGAUGUAGCCUGCAUAAUACAUCCGCCGUUAACCUUGCUUAAAUAUAUUUAACCACAUUAAAAUUGCAAAGUUUGGUUGUGAAUUGUUGUAAAAUGAGGAAAAUAUAGCCCUGUGAAGUUAUUUUGUAUAUAUUUGCAUUACGCGCGGGAAAAAUUUUUGAGCCCAAAGUGUUUUUUUUUACCGCGCGUAAUACAAAUAUAUACAAAAUUUGCGAACUUCAAAGGGCUAUAUUUUCUUCAUUUUACAACAUUUAGCAACCAAUCUUCGCAGUUUUACUCAUUCUAAGACGCUCUUUCUAGCUGUGGUGUUGGAUUUCGUUCUUCUUGCCUAGAUCAAAAUUUCGUCUAUAGCUGGAAUCACCCAUAGUGGUUGUAGAGAGAAAGACAUCAAAUUACAUAUGACCUAAAUGAAAAAUUAUUGUAUUUCUUUAAUCAAGGCUCGCGAAAGUGUAGCGGAAAAACAAAAGGCUGUUGGCGAGAAAGAAAUUACCGCACAACAAUCUUCCAAGGUAAUUCGAACAAACAAAAUUAUACUAAGAAUUAUGCAUACAUAAAUUAUUUCUAUAUAUAUAUAUAUAUAUAUAUAUAUAUAUAUAUAUAUAUAUAUAUAUAGAUAUAUAUAUCAGAAUACUGUAGCUUUCUGGUUUGGAUGCAUGAUAAAACGAAAAACUGUCAGUGGCAUAAUCUGUGGGCCCGUUUUCUUGCUCCUCUGCCAUAGUCCUCUGCAUUUACAUCGUUGAAUACCAUGCACUGUAAAUAUAUACUGUAAAUCGCCCUGACUAAAAUCGCAUUGUGUGCGCUCAAAUCGUAAACCCUUUAAAAAUAUUUUCCCUUGUUUUAAGGCUUUAGACAAAUACGAAAAAGCAGUGAAGAAAACGGUCCAAGCAGGUAUGCAAGUUUUCAAAACUUUCCUGACUUAUUUGGUGUUCUCGUGUUCAAGAUUUUAUCUUUUCUUAUCACUUGAAGGUCACGGACAUCGGAAAGCCGUUGAAACGUACAACGCAAGUCAACGAAAAUGGGUGGACGACAUGGUUUCUGCUUGUUCGGUAUGUUUGUUUCUGCAGAAAACGCAAGAAAACAGCGAACAAUUCGUUGUCUCGAGAUGUUGUAUAAUUGUUGUAUCAUGUAUAUAUCUUGAAGUCCGUAAAUACAUUAUACACGUACACGCGCAUACAAAUCUCACAUCUUGUAACAAGUUUGUCAACAAGCCGUCAACAAGUUGUGUUCGCACUGCUUGUCACAAGUUGUCAACAAAUUUGGAACAAGCUGUUAACAAUUUGUAACAACCUUGUUGAUAUUAUCAGACUUGUUGCAAGGUUGUUCCAACAAGUCCGAUACAGUCAUGAUAUAACAAUAUUGUUACAACCUUGUGUCGUCAAUAUUGUAACGUUCUUGUUAUAUCACAACUCCAUUAGACUUGCUAGAACAACCUUGUAACAAGUCUGAUAAUGCCAUCAAACUUGUUACAAGUUGUUAACAGCUUGUUCCAAACUUGUUGCAACAACUGGGAACAAGCAGUGCGAACACAACUUGUCGACAGCUUGUAUACAAAUUUGUUACAACUUGUUUGCAGGUCUGUAACAACUUGUGCGUUUUCACGCGUAUAAAAACGCGGAAGUUGUAACAAACCUGCUGCAGACUUGAAGCAAUGCUGUUCCAAGAACUUGUCAUCAGGAUUUGUUCGCACUGCUUGCUUCCAGUUUGUUGACAAGUUGCUACAACGGCUUGUUAACAACUUGCUACAAGGUUGUUGAGCUCAACAGACUUGUUACAAAUUGUUCCAACAACUUGUUAUUAUCCUGCAAUUCAACAAGUUGUAAGUGACAACCUUGUAGCAACUUGAUAAAAUAACAGCAUUGUUGACAACUUGUUGACAAGCUUCCUACAAGCCUGUUCCGAACACAUCUUGUUGACAAGCUGUUAGAUUUUUACUUGUGUACCAUGUUUACAUUUUCCAGACGUUAGAAAAGCAAGAAGUAGACAGAGUUGAAUUUACCAAGAAGCAAAUUAUGCUGUAUGUAUUUCUGAGGAAAGAAGUCAAUGAAAUAUGUGAAAAGGUAACAUUUUUCAAUGUUUUCACAGUCUUGCAAUAACCUUUCCAUCUACACACGUAAAAACGCACAUGCAAGUUGUUACAAGUCUGCAAACAUGUUGUUACAAAUCUGUUCACAAGCUGUCGACAAGUUGUGUUCGCACUGCUUGUUCCCAGUUGUUGUAACAAGUUUGGAACAGUUGACAACUUGUAACAAGCUUGUUGGCAUUAUCAGACUUGUCACAAUGUUGUUCUAACAAGUCUGAUACAGUCAUGAUAUAACAGGAUUGGUACAAGUUUGACGAAACAAGGUUGUAACAAUAUUGUUAUAUCAUGAUCGACUGUAUCGGACUUGUUGGAACAACCUUGCAACAAGUCUAAUAAUAUCAACAAGGUUUUUUUUUUUUCUGUGUUGGUGCAGUGUACUCAGGUGAAUAUGACAUUUGUGGUGUUACUCUGAGUGUAUAUCCACACCGGGCGAGCUUGAAAAAAGCUCGCCCGGUGUGGAUAUACACUCAGAGUAACACCACAAAUGUCAUAUUCACCUGAGUACACUGCACCAACACAGAAAAAAAAAAAUUCAUAUUACUAGUAUACAUUGGUAUCGAAGGAACUAGAUACUGUUCCGAAAUAUCACUUACUCGAACCGUCCUGACCGCGUAGCUCAGUUGGAAGAGCAUUGGGCUAGUAUUCCAAAGGUCGUAGGUUCGAAUCCCACCGUGGCCGGGCAUAUUUUUCAAGCUCGCCCGGUGUGGAUAUACACUCAGAGUAACACCACAAAUGUCAUCAACAAGGUUGUUACAAGUUGUUAACAGCUUGUUCCAUACUUGUUGACAACUUGGGACAAGCAGUGCGAAUACAACUUGUUGACGGCUUGUUGGCAGACUUGCUACAAAAUGUGAAAUUUUUGCGUGUUUUGGUUUUUUUCGACGUCGACAUAUUUCGCUUGAUUUCGUUUGAAUUAUGACCAUCAGUUCCACCUGACCGCUCACAAUUUAAAAGAAAUUGAGCGAAAAAUUUCGACAUCGAAAUCCAGCUUUACUCUUCCACAGUCUCUCAAAAUUGUUUCACAAACGAUACACGGGAAUACUCUAACCAAGAACUAUAGGACGAAAAACCAUGCUGUUCUAGCGUUGUGAAAGUUCUGUACAUGUUUUAGGCCAUGGAAGAAAUUGUUAGCAAAGUGGAUGAAGUUGACGCUCAUAAAGACAGAAAAUUAUUCAUAGAUAAGUGUGGAACAGGUUCAUUACGACCGGUGGAUAUGCCGUAAUAUAACGUAGUAUUUGGGGAUAGUAAUUCUGCCAGGGGGUAGUUGGGUACAUGCAAAAUCUAUAGACAUGCAUGAUAUAUAAUUUAUCCAGUCUUCGGCGACGUGAAUCACAAUUGUUAAAAAUUUUAUCCAGUCCUAUAUAGGGCUUCAUGAAAAACUGCUUUAUCCUGUAGUUUCAUGACUUGAGCAAAUUAUCCAGUCUUACAACGGACAAAAAAUCACUAUCCGGUCUUCGUACAGCCGGGACCAAUAAUACAAGGAUCGGUCAUUAUUUAUGGCAGGGGGUGGCACCGAAGAGAAAAGGGUUGGGUAAACAAAAUUUUGAGUGAGUAAAAGGUUGGGUAAAUGAAAAACAAAACAACUCAAGGGUUGGGUAAUAAAAAUUUAUUGUCAUUCCCAAAACAUGACUCGCUCAAUUAUUGAAAGUGCCUAUGUCAUGAUUUGGGAUUUUAAAUAUUUUUUAUCUUUGGUGCAUUUUAUGAAGAAAUGAAAUAUAUCUUUAUAAGAAAAUAUACCAUCUUCAUAGGAUUAUCAACCCUCAAAGUUACCGGAUAUGACGUCAAAUCGGGAAUUUUAUACGCUAGAAACAAAAGAAAUCUAAUUUCAAUUUCCGGUUUGAUGUCAUAUCUGGUAACUUUGAGGCCUGAUAAUCGUGUGAAGAUGGAAUAUUUUCUUUUAAGUAAUAUUAAUUUCAUUUCCUUUUCUUUGAGAACAUUUUCUUUAAGAUAUAUUGCAUUUCUUCAUAAAAUAUACCAAUGAUUACAAAUAAUAAAUAACACAAAUCAUGACAUAGGCACUUGAAGACUAAAAAGCAUGACCAAAUGGUAUUAUCGUAAUCAGGUACAGAUUACUAAUAUCAUUACCGCAUCGUUUCAACCCUAUACAGAUUACAGUUGCAAAGAACAUUCCAGGUUAUGAAUAUGCAAUCUGCAAAAAUAUUGUGAGAUCAGCUCCACAAACCGGCAUGAAAUUCUUACACCCGACAUGUAAAAUAAUUUUAUUAUUUAAUUUUCAUCACUGAAAUCAGUUACAAAUUGUACGCGCAAAUAUCGUAAUUUGUACAAAUAAUUUCAUAUAGAUAAAUUUUGGGUACAUAUAAUUUGAUAGAAAUAAAGUAUUUUUAUGAUAUAAUUGAAAUAAAUUCUUACUGC
This is a messenger RNA of Paramuricea clavata, 8554 nucleotides long. The record is from the annotation of a GenBank genome assembly. Lineage: Eukaryota; Metazoa; Cnidaria; Anthozoa; Malacalcyonacea; Plexauridae.